This is a messenger RNA of Lecanosticta acicola, 813 nucleotides long. The record is from the annotation of a GenBank genome assembly. NCBI's taxonomy places the organism in Eukaryota, Fungi, Ascomycota, Dothideomycetes, Mycosphaerellales, Mycosphaerellaceae.
AUGGCAGGCACGAGGAAUUAUGACUUUCUGGUAGGUGCAUACAUCUCCUGUGUGGGUGAGCAGCGGGGAGGGGGCGAGUACCAGGCGGUGGGGCAGCAGGGGGCGGGCGGACGUUUUAUGAAAGACUGACCAUGGCUUGCAACACGACAGAUCAAACUCCUCCUCAUCGGCGACUCGGGUGUAGGCAAGUCUUGCUGCCUGCUGCGCUUCAGCGAAGACUCCUUCACGCCCUCCUUCAUCACGACGAUCGGGAUCGAUUUCAAGAUCAGGACGAUCGAGCUCGACGGCAAGCGGGUCAAGUUGCAGAUAUGGGAUACCGCGGGUCAGGAGCGUUUCCGGACCAUCACCACGGCGUACUACAGAGGUGCCAUGGGCAUUCUGCUGGUCUACGAUGUCACAGACGAGCGCAGCUUUAACAGUAUGUGGACACGUGAGGUCGGUCUGGAAGAGCGGUGUGCGCCAUGCUGACUGACUUUCUUCAUCUCCUCAGACAUCCGGACAUGGUUCUCCAACGUCGAACAGCACGCGACCGAAGGCGUCAACAAGAUCCUCAUAGGCAACAAAUGCGACUGGGAAGAGAAGAGAGCCGUCUCCACCGAGCAAGGUCAGGCACUGGCGGACGAGCUCGGGAUCCCCUUCAUGGAGGUCUCGGCCAAGAGCAACAUCAACGUGGAAAAGGCAUUCUACAGCCUGGCGGGCGAUAUCAAGAAGCGCAUCGUGGACACUCAACAACCGCAGCAACAGUCGCAGGCAGGCGUGAGCGUAGCGCCGGGAGGAGGAGCCGCAGGCGGCUUGGGCAAGAACUGCUGCUGA